CUAAUAGUAAGCGCUGUCACGACACCUCGCCAUUUCCUGGUGGCGGCGAACUGAACAGCUUCUUCACACCUGCUUCAGCUGUUCUGAAGAUGAACCUGAACUUGACCGUCCCUGUCGUUCUGUUUCUCCUGCUCUGUCUGAACGCCUUCCGUCCGGCAAAGAGUGCAUGUACACGCCAGAUCCUCGGACGGCGAGGCCAAAUAUGGAGCAUAAAGGAUGUGACGUCAGACCACUGCGAGUGGGAUAUCUGGACUUCUCCAUACGAUAUUAUCUUGAUUAAUUUCGACUCCUCCGGUUACCGGCGAGGUUCAGAAAACUGCACCGCCGACGUUCUGAAGUUUCACGACGGAAACUCUCCAACUAGCAGAACUAUCGACACGUUCUGUGGAGACCAGACUCCAGCGACGGGUUUUGAAGACGUAAGGAGUUUGUUAGACCUGUCCACGGCGAGUACCGGCCCUCAGAUGUACGUCGUCUACCACCGCAACCCUCUGUCUCAGCACAGAUCCGAGUUUAAACUUACGUUCACUACAAGACACAAUAACGAUGUCCCAGAGUUCAACGAGGAAACUUUCGUCCCACAAACGGCACCGGUUUUUAACUACACCACAGCUGGGGAUUUUGUGCAAGUUGAGCUGGAACACCUUUUAGACGCAGAUCCGUUUUACUACCCAUACGGCUACACAACCUACAAAAGGACAGGUGAUUCCCUGCAGCUGUAUGUCACCAUUCAAGAUUACGUCCUUACGGCUUCCAUCCUGGCUUCAAACUUCGACUACACCUGUUGGUACACAUCUGACAACUCUCCUGCGUCUGUUUUGCUGACCGUGCCGGCUGAGUAUGACAGGUCAGGUUCUCAUCAACUGGACUGGCCAUGGGUCCCGGUCAGAAGUCAUGACGCACUCAAUUUUGAAAAAACUGAAGGAGUCAUUAUAUACAACAUUUCUGGCGAGAAGCUGCAGACUGGAGAGGAGAUCACCGUGCAGUGUGAAAUAUUCAUUGGGACGCUGACGACAAAAGUCCGAGUGACAGCCUGCCCCAUCGGGCGGUUCGGGCGGUUCUGUGCGGAGCGCUGCCAGUGUUAUAACGGAGCAGCAUGUCACAGCUUCAACGGCGCGUGCAGGUGCGCCCCUGGCUGGACUGGAAGGAACUGCACCACAGAAAACCCAGAAGUGCUCAUCAGUCCUCCAGCCAGAGAACUAACAGACUUGCGGAUCGGACAGGAACUGCAGCUCACGUGCACGGCUUACAAACUUGACGUCACUGACAUCAAGUGGAUCUUCAAGAGUGGGAUUUCUGUCGACCAGCUAAAUGUUACAAACAGCAAGAACACUUCUGUUCUGAACAUCAACUCCCUGGCGCCUGUGCAUGAGGGUCACGUGACCUGUGAGGGUCUUACCUCCAGCGGAGAAACGUACACUGACGUGGUGGACAUACGGAUAGUGUGUGAGGAGGAUUAUUUGGGCCCGUUGUGUGACCGAGUCUGCAACUGUACCGAAAAGGACAUCUGUGACCGGUUCCAGGGCUGCGUUUGUCAGGGGAAUGAUUGCCCGGACUCCCUGCUCUUGAUCAUCAGUCUGUCAGCAGGCGGGCUGAUACUCCUUCUACUACUCGGCGCCAUUAUUCUGCUCUACAGGCAAAAUAACAGGCUGCGGGUCGGCAACAUCGACGAUCCGGAAGUUUUCCAGCUCCGACAGGACCUCAAGGCCCUGAUGCCGCCUGCAGCAGGCUCCUCGUCAGGCAGUAUCGACAUGGAGCUGCUGAAGGAAAGGGAGAUCGACAGAAGCAGGCUGCAGGGCGGAAAGCUCCUGGGAGAGGGCGCUUUUGGACAUGUCGUCGAGGCAACGCUCACACAACCCGAGGAAGUCGAUGUGGUGGUGACUGUAAAGAAACUCAAAGACGAUGAUGACCCCCAGGCCAGACAGGCCCUUCUGCGGGAAACCUGCAUCAUGUUGUUGUGCGGUAACCAUGACAACGUCCUCAGGCUGAAAGGCAUCUGUUUUAGAGACGGCCCGCUCCAACUGGUUCUGGAAUAUGCCGAACACGGGAGUCUCCUUCACCUGCUGUGGACUUUACGUGCGGAGUCCAAACUCAACAGGACCGUUCUGGUCAAAAAACGGCACAUCUUCGAGAACAUGAUGGUGGAGGUCUGCUGCGGACUGGAGCACCUGGCGACCAUGAGGCUGGUUCACCGAGACAUCGCGGCCCGGAACAUCCUGAUCUGUGGGAAGGGAACCGCCAAGAUCGCGGACUUCGGGCUGGCCCGGGACAUGUACGCUGUGGGGUACCAUCGGCAGCACAGGGGCCACGACCUGCUGCCGCUGAAGUGGAUGGCGCCAGAGGGCCUGAAGAACGAGGCUAGGUUCACACACAAGAGUGAUGUCUGGUCCUUCGGGGUUCUGUUGUGGGAAGUGGCGCAGCUGGGCCGCACGCCGUAUCCUGGGAUGGAGGGGGCAGGCAGAAUAUAUGAUGCUCUGCAAAACCACUUCAGACUCCCUAGGCCUCAGUUGUGUACAGAAGAAAGAUACCAGCUGAUGCUGAAGUGCUGGAAGUUUAACGAGAAGUCCAGGCCGGACGCCACAACUGUCAGGAAACUACUGAAGGCGGAUCCCAACGGCUUUUUCUACUUCGACACACCUGUGGCAGCGAUAGAGGCACCAUUAACUCCGGUAUGAGACCUGUGGCAGCGAUAGAGUCACCAAUAAUUAACUCCGGUAUGUGACCGAAUCGGACGCAAAUACAAGACUAAAGUGACGUCAGCCUGGAUAUAGCUGAUGGCUGCACAAGACUGGACAAUACUACUAUUAA
Messenger RNA from Branchiostoma belcheri (Belcher's lancelet), 2808 nucleotides. RefSeq lists its product as uncharacterized. Gene Ontology annotation, biological process: positive regulation of kinase activity; multicellular organism development; protein phosphorylation. Gene Ontology annotation, molecular function: ATP binding; transmembrane receptor protein tyrosine kinase activity. The coding region runs from base 90 to 2675 and encodes 861 amino acids. The transcript has 24 exons. Gene Ontology annotation, cellular component: signaling receptor complex. Lineage: Eukaryota; Metazoa; Chordata; Leptocardii; Amphioxiformes; Branchiostomatidae. The record is from RefSeq and is a predicted model, not a curated record.